GUGAAAAUUUUAAGAAAACAAAUGGAAUGUAUCAGGAGAUCAUACAAUAACCACCUGUACUGUGUUAUAGUGCAGGUAUAGUGUAGUCAAUUAUCUCUCUCUCUCUCAUUGGAAGUAUAUGUACAUACAUAUGAGUCAUCAAUGAUCAACAACAUCAACAAGUUAAGAAAUGAUUGAAAAUAAUAAAUAAACAAAUAAUGUCUAAUAAUGAUGAUAAUUUAAAUUUAACAAAACUAGCUGUUGAAACAACAAUUCCAGAUGAUACAGAAAAUGAAAAUCCAGAAUCAAGAUUUGAAUGUCCAAUUUGUCUAUCAUGGUUACGUGAUCCAUUACUAACAUCUUGUGGACAUAAAUUUUGUUCAGAGUGUAUUUACAAUUGGCUCAAAAAAAAAAAUUCAAACUGUCCAGUUGAUAAUAAACCAUUGAAUAAAGAAAAAGAUUUAUUUGUUGAUUUAUUUACAAGAAGAGAAAUAUCACAACAACGUACAAAAUGUCCAAAUCAAGAACAUGGUUGUGAUGUUGAACUAUCACCAAUUGAAAUUGAUAAACAUUUAAUUACUUGUCAAUAUAAAAAAAAUAUGUCUACAAAAUUAAAAAUAUAUUGUUCAUUUAAAGAUGUUGGUUGUGAUGAUUCAUUUGACAAUGAUAAAGAUAUGCAAAAACAUAUACAAGAAAAUAAUCAACAUCAUCUUAUGAUUAUGGUUAAAACAUUGUCAGAAUUACGUACUAGUAAUAAUUCAUCAACAAGCAAAGUAUUUGAUUCAAGUCAUUGGGAUGCACCACCAAAAAAUUGUGAUAAUAAAAAUGACAAUCCACAAUCACAACAAUUAUUAAAAAAUCUUUAUGAGAGAAUUGUUAUAUUGGAACAACAAAAUCGUCAACUAUCAAUAAAUUUUGAAAAUAUAAAUAAAAAAUUAUUAACACUACAAACAUCAAUACGUUUUAAUGAUGAUGAAUUAUCAUCACGUUAUUGUAAUGGACAUUACAUAUGGAGAUUAAAUAAUUUUAAUGAUAAAUUAAAAGACAUGAUAGCUGGACCAUUGAAUAUGUUUUACAGUCCUGGUUUUUAUACUGAACCAAAUGGUUAUAAACUAUGUGCAAGAAUAAAUAUAUCAAAAAAAGAUUCAAAUUAUUUAUCAGUUGUAUUACACAUGAUGCAAUCAUUUAAUGAUGAUGCAUUAGAAUGGCCAUUUGAUGGUGUACUUGUAUUUACACUUGUUCAUCCAAAUGAUUAUGAUAAAUCAAUAAGAGAAGAGACAAUGUCACAAAAAGAUCUCGAGGCAUUUCAAAAACCAUCUGGUGAUUUGAAUAAAAGAAGUUUUGGCUAUACUGAAUUUGUAUCAAUCAAUGAAUUAAAUAAUUUUAUACGUAAUGAUGAUUGUUUGAUAUUUACAAUUCAAGUUAAAACUAAAUUUAAUCAUCAUCAUCAACAUUCAUCACAUGAUGUAUCAAAUGUACUUGAUUAAAUUAUAUUUGAUUAUAAUAUUUUUAAAUACUGUUGAGUAUAU
Molecule: messenger RNA, 1508 nt
Organism: Aphidius gifuensis
Lineage: Eukaryota; Metazoa; Arthropoda; Insecta; Hymenoptera; Braconidae
Gene: Traf6
Product: TNF receptor-associated factor 6
Exons: 5
Coding region: 198-1466 (422 amino acids)
Biological process (GO): protein K63-linked ubiquitination; regulation of canonical NF-kappaB signal transduction; positive regulation of JNK cascade
Cellular component (GO): plasma membrane signaling receptor complex
Molecular function (GO): protein binding
Source: RefSeq, a predicted model, not a curated record